Malurus melanocephalus (red-backed fairy wren) is the source of this 2311-nucleotide messenger RNA. It is a transcript of the gene HARBI1, whose product is annotated as harbinger transposase derived 1. The transcript has 2 exons. The record is from RefSeq and is a predicted model, not a curated record. The coding region runs from base 1 to 1047 and encodes 348 amino acids. Lineage: Eukaryota; Metazoa; Chordata; Aves; Passeriformes; Maluridae.
AUGGCCGUACCUAUCGCGGUUCUUGACUGCGACCUCUUGCUCUAUGGCCGCGGACACAGGACUUUGGAUCGCUUCAAGCUGGAGGAUGUCACGGAUGAGUAUCUAGUAUCCACGUACGGCUUUCCCCGACAGUUCAUUUACUACCUGGUGGAUCUCCUGGGAGCCACGCUCUCACGCCCUACACAGCGGUCCAGGGCCAUCAGUCCAGAGACGCAGAUACUUGCUGCCUUGGGUUUCUAUACCUCUGGCUCCUUCCAGACUCGCAUGGGAGAUGCUAUCGGCAUUAGCCAAGCCUCGAUGAGCCGCUGCGUUGCCAAUGUAACCGAGGCACUGGUGGAAAGAGCCUCACAGUUCAUUCACUUUCCUGAGGAUGAAGCUACUGUACAGACCCUGAAGGAUGACUUUUAUGGGCUGGCAGGAAUGCCGGGAGUGCUGGGGGUGGUUGACUGCACACACGUGGCAAUCAAAGCGCCAAAUGCUGAGGACCUGUCAUAUGUGAACCGAAAGGGUCUCCAUUCCCUAAACUGCCUGAUGGUGUGUGAUUCCAGAGGAGUCCUCCUUAGUGCAGAAACGCAUUGGCCAGGCAGCCUGCCUGACUGCACGGUGUUAGAGCAGGCAGCUCUCACGAGCCAGUUUGAAAGUGAGCUACAUAAAGAUGGCUGGCUGCUUGGUGACAGCUCCUUCUUGCUGCGGACGUGGUUGAUGACCCCUCUUCACAUCCCUGAGACACCAGCGGAGUACCGCUACAACAUGGCCCAUUCUGCCACUCACAACAUCAUCGAGCGUACGUUCAGAACCAUUCGGUCGCGCUUCCGCUGCCUUGAUGGGUCCAAAGGCACCCUGCAGUAUWCUCCAGAGAAGUCCAGCCACAUCAUUCUGGCCUGUUGCGUGCUUCAUAACAUCUCCCUGGAACAUGGAUUGGAUGUGUGGUCUUCACCAGCCACAGGACACAUGGAACAACCAGAAGAAGAGUACGAGCAAAUGGAAUCAGUGGACUCGGAAGCCUGUCGUGUUCGUCAGGAGCUUUUACUUACCCAUUUUAGCUAAUGUUGUGACAGAGCGAAAGCUUUUGACAGUUUGUCUGGGAAGUUAUCUGAAGCAAAUAGGCACCUUCUUCUUCUUUAAGCCUGUAAAGACUUAAGCAGAGACAAGAAAUAAUUUUACUUUUUUCAUUUCAGGCAAAUUUCUGAACUUCUCUUAAUCUCWCCAGAGAGGCAAUUUAAUGGUUAAAUUUUUGCUGUCAUGGUGCUUAGAGACUCACCUAUCGCUUGACUUAGAGAACAAUGAUUAAUGUGACAUUAGUGAGGAAAUAGGGGAAAUUGCCUUUUAUACUGAUGGUAAAUUUGUAAAUCUUGCACUGUUUUAGAAAGCAACAAUUCUAUGCCACUCUGUAACUCAAAACACAAUUGAUUUUUAAACAGUAUUUUGCACAAAUUAAACCUUCACACGAGCUCCUGUCUACUAUGAAUUCAUGAGCAGCAAAGCAAACAUUUUUCUUUUUGUUUGCAGAUAUGAAUAAUUCUUGCUCAACACCAUUUUGCCACUUUCUGUGUCUCACAAACCCCAGCGAUCUCUGGUAGCUGUGUUCUGGGAGAGGUCUGACUUUUUGCUGGGCACACACUAGUGUUUGCACAUACCUAGAAAGGUUGAAUGUUCUUUCUUUCCCAAACAGGCUGGAGAAUAYGUUAUGCUGUGGUUAACUCUGUUGGGUGCUUAACAGGUAUCAGGAAAUAGGCUAGUGAAGGUGACUGUGGUUUUGUCUGAUGCAGCAGGAAACUGGUUAUUUUGUUGGCUGCUAUCUGAAGAUUGCAGUCUGAAGAUUGCUAUUGCAKUCCAGAGAGAAACCUCUCACUGCAUCUAACAAGAAGUAAGCUAGCUAGCAAGAAUGUGUAUCAGGGUAACUCCUGCAAGCUGCAAACCCAGCUACCAGGAGAGAGUCCGUGAAUGAAAAAAAUUGUGCCAGAGCAUCUYCAGCUCCUGCCUCUCCCUCUGGACCCAGGUUACGGCUACAGGACCCAUUUCUGGGCAUAAAGUAGAUGAUAGGGAAACACAGUAAUUAUCAUAUAAUCACCGCAGGACAGUCAYAAAAAUUGACAUGACUGCAAAAAUUCUCCAUUUAGAUUAAAGAUGAGGUGUGGAAAGGCUGCUCUAGCACUGCUGGCAAUCUCCCUCUUCAGUGGAACGAGAUGACUGAUGCACACAGUUGUUGCUGGCACAAGGCCGGACAGUUUCCUGGAAAUGUUCUCUUUCUACAAGGCACAAGWGUUUACAAGGAUCUCAUGACAGCAGUCUAGGAAAAUUUUGUUUCUUA